Molecule: messenger RNA, 708 nt
Organism: Oppiella nova
Lineage: Eukaryota; Metazoa; Arthropoda; Arachnida; Sarcoptiformes; Oppiidae
Source: the annotation of a GenBank genome assembly
AUGAACACUGGAUCCGAUUGCUGUGGACCUAAUGAGGCUGUAUAUUCACCGACACCUGCCUGUCCCUAUACGUGUCAAAACCUGCACCAAAUCCAUUGCUUUGCCAUAAUAGGUGAGGCGUCGUGUCAGUGCACUAACGGCACGAUCAGAGACACGGCUUCCGGAAAGUGUGUCCCUCAGAGCCGAUGCCCUAAGAUAACCACACAUGAAUGUCCUGCUAAUCAAACAUAUGCUCAAACUAUGUCUGCCUGUCCGCCUACAUGUACGAACCCGAAUGGCCCUAUCUGUGAUGCCAUUAUCGAUAAGGCCGGAUGUGUCUGUAUAUCGGAAACAGUUCGCGACACCGUUAACAACGCCGUAUCAUCACCGACACCUGCCUGUCCCUAUACGUGUCAAAACCUGCAUCACAUCCAUUGCUUCGCUCUCGAAGAUGUGGCGUCGUGUCAGUGCAUUACCGGCACCAUCAGAGACACCACUUCCGGACAGUGUGUCCCUCAGAGCCAGUGCCCGAAACUGACCACACAGCCUACAUGUCCUGCGAAUCAAAUAUAUGCUCAAACUAUGUCUGCCUGUCCGCCUACAUGUGCUAACCCGAAUGGGCCCUUGUGUCAGGCGAUUAUCGUUAAGCCCGGAUGUGUCUGUAUACCGGGAACAGUUCGCGAGACCACUAACAAUGUUUGCAUCAAACCAGGAGAUUGUCCCAAAUAA